Betta splendens (Siamese fighting fish) is the source of this 1722-nucleotide messenger RNA. RefSeq names its product zinc finger protein 648 (gene znf648). Gene Ontology annotation, molecular function: RNA polymerase II cis-regulatory region sequence-specific DNA binding; DNA-binding transcription factor activity, RNA polymerase II-specific. The transcript has 3 exons. Gene Ontology annotation, biological process: regulation of DNA-templated transcription. The coding region runs from base 79 to 1569 and encodes 496 amino acids. NCBI's taxonomy places the organism in Eukaryota, Metazoa, Chordata, Actinopteri, Anabantiformes, Osphronemidae. The record is from RefSeq and is a predicted model, not a curated record.
CAGAGAUGGCGGCUGCCAAACUCCGCCCGUUAACGUCACUGACAUCCCUUGUAGAGUUAUACAAAACCUGGGGCUAGUAUGUCUCUGUGGCACAUCCCUCACUCCACCUGCUCAAGAGAAAGGAUUAUUUUACAGAGCAUAAGGAUACAUGUGAGCAGCUUCAAACACAUGCGGGUGAUUUUAUCCCAAAGUGCAGAGACCAUGGCUGAAGAAAUGUCCCCACAGCUGUCAAGAAAGGUGCCCACAACUGUUGUUGAAAAAGGCGUUAAAAGGAAACAAGACAGACACUGUGUCACGGAUUCUGAUCCACAAGGACGGGUCAAAAGUAAGGACACAUUGUCAGAGAGCGAUUUAGGAAUCCUCUAUCUGAAUCCUCAAACACCAAGUUGGUCUCUCGUACAGCAGUUUGCACAACUUUCCUCAGGAGAAGGAAAAGGAGGCUGCGAGGAUGCUAAAUUUCUGGAAAACAAUGACACACAUUCUGGUGAAAAGAACAAGAGGACCUGUUGUAAAAUCCCCAAGAUGCACCAAUCAGCCAGCCAGCUGGAGUCAAAACUCAAAGAGCUCAACGUCAAGAAGCAUUCUUCAGAACGUGGUGAAAAUAAGAGCAGGAAGAAGAACGCAAACAGCGCUUCAGUUAAGAAAAAGUGUGACGACAACAAGAUCCCUCGGCUCUUAGUAGCGAUGAAAAAACGCAGCGAGGUUGACACAGAGCAUCGCCCCUUUAAGUGCACACAUUGUCACUGGGCCUUCAAGAAGCUCUGCAACCUGCAGAGUCACCUGCAAACACACACCGGCCUCAAGCCGCAUGUCUGUGACAUCUGCGGAAAGGCUUACUCCCACCAGGGCACGCUGCAGCAGCACAAGCGUCUGCACACGGGUGAAAGACCCUACCACUGCCCCUUCUGCGUGAAGACCUACAUCUGGUCCUCGGAUUACCGCAAGCACAUCCGCACACACACCGGCGAAAAGCCCUAUGUCUGCGACACUUGUGGGAAGGACUUCAUCCGCUCCUCUGACCUGCGGAAGCACGAGAGAAACAUGCACACCAACGACAAGCCCUUUCCCUGCACGCACUGUGGCAAGACCUUCAACAAGCCCCUCUCCUUGAAGCGCCACGAGCGCAAGCACCUGGGGGAGAGGCCCUUCUCCUGCCCCGACUGUGGGAAGGCGUUCGCUUUGGCCAGUCGCAUGGUGGAGCACCAGAAGAUCCACGCCGGCGUGCGUCCAUACGCCUGCUCCGUGUGCUCCAAGUGCUUCACCAAGUCCUCCAACCUGACCGAGCACGAGGCAAUCCACAGCGGCGUGCGGCCCCACAAGUGCGCGGAGUGCGGCGUGGGGUUCGCCAUGGCUUCGCGCCUCGUGCGCCACCAGUACGUCCACAACAAGGAGAAGUUCCACAGCUGCACGGGCUGCAGCAAGAAUUUCAGCCAACUGGCCACGCUGAAGAUUCACCAAGAGCAAACAUGCUCGGGGAGAAUCUUUGUCUGUGUGGAGUGCGACAAGUCGUUUCAGUGCGCUGCAAAACUUUCACAGCACAUGCUGAACCACAGGGACAAGAAUGCCUGAGACUGGUUAAGUCAGGCUUGUGUUGGACCUAACCUCCAGACUGUGGAUCUCCAGCAUACUGGUGUUUUCCUGCGUGGAGAAGCCUGGAGUGACCCGUAGCAGCUGUCCCGCGGGCCCAAAGCUGACAACUGCAUGAGGGAUCGAGUACUUCAG